Xyrauchen texanus (razorback sucker) is the source of this 1676-nucleotide messenger RNA. Its product is annotated as sorting nexin-24-like. The transcript has 7 exons. Gene Ontology annotation, molecular function: phosphatidylinositol phosphate binding. The coding region runs from base 145 to 663 and encodes 172 amino acids. Lineage: Eukaryota; Metazoa; Chordata; Actinopteri; Cypriniformes; Catostomidae. The record is from RefSeq and is a predicted model, not a curated record.
UGCGGGCGAUGAAGAAGUGCACUGAAUAUUUUCAAUUUUUCUAAUGUCAGACCCCCAGUCAACUUAACAAUCGGUGACAUAUCAUUAAGAACCCACUCAACAGUAUCUACCGUUAUCUGACACGGUAAACGAUCGUGUCAGAUCAUGCAUCCCAUAGAAGUGGCAAUCCCGUCUUUUCGAUCGGAGGGCAGUAACGUGGAGAAGGGCUACACGGUUUUCAAGAUCGAGGUGCUGAUGUGUGGUAGACAGCAUACUGUUGAAAAACGAUACAGUGAAUUUCAUGCUCUACAUAAAAUGCUUAAAAAGAUUAUUAAAACUGCUGAAAUCCCUUCAAAACAUGUGAGGAACUGGGUGCCUAAGGUUCUUGAGCAGAGAAGACAGGGACUCGAACUCUAUCUUCAGGCUAUAAUCAUGGAAAAUGAGGUUCUUCCAAAGAUAUUCUUGGAUUUCCUCAAUAUCCGCCAUUUCCCGACAUUGCCAAAAACAGAGAGUUGCGGAUCAUUUGAAACUGAAUCAGAGGAAUCAAGUAAACUGACACACCAGCCAGCGCUGCUCUUCCAGAGGGAUCCAUAUCUGCUACCUACCACCAAUGAUACAUUUUCAAACAUGGUCAUUGAAGGUGUGAUCCGUGGAAUAUUCUAUCCAUACUUCCAGCCGAGGUAGAUCUCAGCGCUACAGACAAACAUCACCUCCGUUUCAUGGACAUAAAGGGAUUCAUAUAAGCAACACUAAAUCACGCAUCACCAGUUUAACAGACUCACUCGUCCUAGCCUUAAUAUUGUAUUUUGGUGUCUACACUCCAUGGCAUUUUUUGCCUAGUUUUAUGGUUUUGUCAAUAUGCAGGGAUUGAUUUUUAUUCCUUUUUAAUCAAGUGUCUCAUUUCAUCUUAGAUUGAAAUGUAAGCCAAAUACCUCGGCCUAAAUUUGCACAUCUGUAAUAAAAAACAAAACAACAUGUCGUAAUUUGAAACUAGGUUUGCAUGUAUCAUAUUUGAGGUCAGUACUGAAGGAUGUUUCGUCCACUGACUGUAUAUUACUCCAAAUUAUGUGACUUUUACAAAUAUAUCUGUUAGGAAUCAUGAGCGCUUUAAACACAUCUAGUGAAGAGCCUUGAACCUUCCCAUUAUGUUGCUGAUGUAUGUGAUCCACUAUGUAUGUAAUUUUCUUUAUAUUUUACAACUUUGUUUUGAUGUGACAAUUAUUGAUUACCAGCUUUGGUUUAUCAUGAAAAAAGGAACUAAUGAGUGAACCAAACCAGUGUAAAUGUCUAUAUGUUACUGCCCAAAACUGUGAAAAGAGUAAUUGUAAAAGUUACCUAGCUCAAUGCUAUUAUGGACCAAGGUAUGCCUUUCCGACAGAUUAUUUUCUUUGAAAAUGCAGUUUAGUCUUGGACUAACAUUAUUUAAAUAUAUUUAGGCAUUAACUGAAAUGUGUACAAUGCUAGCGAUCAUGUAAACACUAGCUUUUCAAAGCUUUAACACUAGUGCUUGAAAAAGUAGUGAAGGUAAUGUCAUUUGAGAGGUAAUAUGAUUUACAACUUUAGUUAAGGUGGUCUUUUGUUAAUCGUUUUGCUGACAGUGAAACUGACGCUGGAUUUAUAAGGUUAUAUAUCCAGAUACCAUUUCAAGCAGAUCUAUUUUUAGUGUUUGUUUUCUUUAAUAUGUCUUAAAUUUGUGU